This is a messenger RNA of Rattus norvegicus (Norway rat), 15153 nucleotides long. RefSeq names its product zinc finger protein 329 (gene Zfp329). NCBI's taxonomy places the organism in Eukaryota, Metazoa, Chordata, Mammalia, Rodentia, Muridae. Gene Ontology annotation, cellular component: nucleus. Gene Ontology annotation, molecular function: sequence-specific double-stranded DNA binding. The record is from RefSeq and is a predicted model, not a curated record.
CCUUCCGCACCUCGGCACCUUUCUGUUUCUUAGUUACCCCUCUGAGUGUCUAGCGGGAGGGAGUCGAUGGGGUGUUGGAGGGGUGGCGUGCAGAGCGUCUGCGUCGGGUUUCACGCGGACUGUGGGAGUUUCGGGCUCACCCAGAGGGUGUGAGCGACAACACCGCUGUCCUCACGGGUGUGCACGCCCCCGGGUCGGAGGGAUUCCUGUCUGGCUGGUGUAGACGCUCCUCCGCUCUUCUAUCGGUAUGGAACAUGAGACUGAAAAUAAUAGCUCAGAAUGUUCCUGAAGAAGAAAGUGUUUCCUUUGAGGUAGAAAUGGAAGGAUUUACAAGAGAGGGUCCCUGCUUCCCCAUUUUAGGCGACAAUUGGGACUGUGAGAACCAGGAAAGAAAUUCAAGGCAGUCUCCUUUAAUUGAUGAGAAAACAGAGGCUCAGGAAGCAAAUUGUGACCAUCAUAAUUUGGGGGAACAUUUGAGUACAAACCCAGCCCUUCUAGCAUCUCAGAGAGUUCCUACAACAAACAGCUUCCAUGUUCCUAACUCAGAUAUUAAAACUUUUGAUUGUGACCAAACCUUACAUAGUUGCCCCCAGAAUUAUACAUUUAAGGGAACUGGUGAUGAUGAUGCUUGUGAAAAAGCCAUCCAUCCUUCCAUGGAAGUCACUCAACUUGUAAGAAACCAAACGAGAGAUAAACCCUAUAAAUACGCAGAAAGUAUUAAAUCUAUAAACCACUUUACCACUGCCCUUUGUGAUAAAAAAAUUAAAAAAAGAAGCAAGAAAUUUUACAAAGGUAAAGACUUUGGGGACAUCUUGGCCUUGAGCUCAUCUCUUAAUGAAAAAAGAAAUCAUUCUACUGAGAAACCCUAUAAAUGUGCUGAAUGUGGCAAAUGCUUCAAACGGAACUCUUCUCUUGUUUUACACCAUCGAACUCACACUGGUGAGAAACCUUAUACCUGUAAUGAUUGUGGAAAAUCAUUCUCCAAGAACUACAACUUGAUUGUACAUCGAAGGAUUCACACAGGAGAGAAACCCUAUAAAUGCAGUAAGUGUGGGAAAGCUUUCAGUGAUGGAUCAGCUCUGACACAACACCAGAGGAUUCACACAGGUGAGAAGCCUUAUGCAUGUCUAGAUUGUGGAAAAACUUUCAACAGAAAUUCAUCCCUGAUUUUGCAUCAAAGAACUCAUACAGGGGAAAAACCAUACAGAUGUAAUGAAUGUGGGAAACCCUUCACUGACAUCUCUCACCUUACUGUGCAUCUCAGAAUCCACACUGGUGAGAAGCCCUAUGAGUGUAGCCGGUGUGGAAAGGCUUUCCGAGAUGGCUCAUACCUCACUCAGCAUGAGAGGACACACACUGGAGAGAAGCCUUUUGAAUGUGUAGAGUGUGGAAAAUCCUUCAAUCGCAACUCUCACCUCAUUGUGCAUCAGAAAAUUCAUUCUGGGGAGAAACCCUAUGAAUGUAAAGAGUGUGGAAAAACUUUCAUUGAGAGUGCAUAUCUCAUCAGGCAUCAGAGGAUUCACACUGGUGAGAAGCCUUAUGGUUGUAACCAGUGUCGUAAACUCUUCAGGAACAUCGCUGGACUUAUCCGGCACCAGAGAAUUCAUACUGGUGAAAGGCCUUAUGAGUGUAAUCAGUGUGGUAAAGCUUUUAGGGAUAGCUCCUGUCUGACCAAACACCAGAGGAUUCACACUAAGGAGACUCCGUACCAGUGUCUGAAGUGUGGAAAGUCCUUCAGGCAGAACACUCAUCUGGUAGUACAUCAGAGACUUCAUAACAGAGAGGGUCCGAGCCAGUGUCCUCACUGUGGAAAAAUAUUUAGAAGGAGCUGGUGUCUUGCCCGACAUCAGAGAACACACCUUGAAGAGCAGCCCACGGAAACAUAGUGGACAUGUGCCAUACUCUUCUUGAGUGAACAAAGGAUUUGUCUUCAGAUGUGACUUCCCUUGCUAACAGAAAAGAAUUCUUUAUAAAAAUAUUGAGUAUGACAUAUUCUAUAAUUGCAUUAUACUGUUACUAGGGAACUCCUGAAGAGAGGAUUGAAUGGUAAUUAAUGUAGUAAAGGCUUCAGGGAUGAUUCAGCCUAUACCAAACAUGUAAUUCAUACACUGAAAUAAGUGAGGAAGGCAUUUUCUUAGAGAUAUCCCUCUAUCUUUACAGCAGGAUACUGAAAUUGGAAAGAACCUGUGAAUUCAUUCAGUAGGUAACCAGUAGGAGACAUUUUUAAUAGUAUCACCUUAUUAUAAGCAAAUGCUUAUUAGAGUCAAAGUUUGUAAGUGUUAUUUGGAAGCAACAGUUUUGUCAGGAGUUUUUACUGUCCACAAAGGCAUAGUGGUAGGAUGUCUCACACAGUGCCCUACAAACCACCACCGGAUGUAGCUGGGUUUGCUGUUUGAAUGCACUUCUGUUUUAUGGUGCUGCCAAAACACAGAUGACUCAUUUAAUGAGGUGAAACUGGAUAUAGGAGUUGCUUGUGAUUGAGAUGAAGUUGUCCCUCUUCAGACUAAAAUAUUCUUCGUGAUGGAAAGGGCUGCUUCUAAGAAAUAGGAUCCAUUGCUAUAGGUGUUGAACAAGAAAAUACUGAAUUGUAUUUCAGUUAUCACCUGCUUUCACCAUUGUUGAUCAUUUUGGAUACUAAUUUGUGUAGAAUUCAGGUCCUUUGAAGCAAAAUCCAAAAGUUUCAUUGCCAUCCUAAAAAUACUUAGAUCAUUGCAAAAGAAGGCAUAAAAGUAGAUUUAUUAUUACAAUCAUGUAAACAUGUUCAUAUUUGGCUGUAGGUUAGCAGUGGAUGAUGGUAUUAAGUGGUUUCUUAGGAGACUACAAUUGUGUUCUUUUUCCCUUUUAUUUAUACUUUUUUAUAUAAUAAUUUGGUAAUGUAUAUAAAAGCGAAGCUAAAGGAAACAAAUUGGAGUUUUCUUGGAUCUUCGCCAGUGAAUAGAGGCCAAAGAUACUGUCAGACAUCCUAUAAAGGCUAGAUUAUGGCUACAGGAAGCCAUAAGCGUCUCCAGGUGUAUAUUGACAGACACUUCUUUGGAAUCAGAGCAUCCCGAAGCCUAGAAUAAUUUCUUUUAGAAUUUUGAAUAUAAAGAUUAUGGCAUUGUGGAGGGAGAGGUAUAAGAGUCUAAGGAUAGGGAAGAGAAAGUUACAGAGAAAUCUAGAAUAAUCCUAGCAUGUCCUUGCUUAGGGUAGUGUUAGCUGACUGAAAGCUAGACAGUUUUGUUGAAAGCUUCAAAGGCCUCUGAUUCCUCCUGAAAAUUUUGACUUGACCCUGUCUUCUAUCUUUUGAUUCCUGUGAAAAGAGAAUCAUAAGUCUAUUUUGAGAUGAUUAAGGCUGUUGAGUAGAUUUGUAAGGAAGUUUAGACAACUUAGUCUUCUGUAUGCAUGCUCUUGACAGCAGGAUGGUUAUCAGAUGAUGGGGAUGGAGAGAUAGUGGUAGAGAGUGCUUGUUAUUCUUCCAGAAGACCUAGGUUCGGUUUUAAGCACUUGUAUGAUGGGAAGGUACUGGUGCCUAGUGGGUAGAGGCCAAAGAUAUUGUUAGACAUCCUACAAAAGUAGCCCUUGGAACAGUUAUUUCAGAAUAUUAAGAAUAUUGUGAUUGGGAUGCACACACAUGCACAUACAGAGCACACAAUCAUUUGUAACUUACAGAUUGUCUCUAUAAUGUUAUGUGUCUGAAUAAGGCAUUAGCAAACACCUAGUGGACUAUCUGUAUCACUUAAGGCCAAACACUUUGGUGUCUGCUACUUUCAAGAAAAACAUGCAUGUACCAUUAGUGUUAGUAGUGUCCCUGCUUCUUGAUCCUACAUCUCAGAUUCUGGAACAGGAAAUCUUCACUAAGCCUGCUGUGGCCUGAGGGAAGCACCUCAAGGAAGAGGCAUCCACUCUGAAGUUUUAGUGAGUCCACAUGGGGUUUGUACGAGUGUGAAUUCUUUCCCCUUGCUCUUUUCUAAAAUUAGUUUUCUCAGAUCAGGAAAAACUGCUGUCAUGAAAAUAACUACUGUAUAGAAGAUGGACACUUUUGGCUAAAGAGGGAAAGGUGAGAUUUGAUCUGGGAGCGUUCCAGAUGACUUGCAAUGCAGCCUGGACAAUUUUUGGUGGUAGGCCAGAAUGAUUAGGGAAAAAGACAAGAGAGUAUACUGGAAUAUCAGGAUGAGUACCAUUUAAUCACACAGCCCUUAAAUAGGUAGAGAACUUGGGCUAGAAUCAGAUGGAGAAUGUGAAGGUAGAAUAUUUAAAGAAUAAACAUUUAUUUUACUUUUCCUGACUUUAAGGAGCACCUAACUUACUGUUCUGAUUUUAAGGCUGGAGAAUCCACAAUAUGAAUGGCUUCUAAAAGCCAGAGAAGCAAGAAAAUGAAUUCUCCCCAAAGUCUCCCCAAAAGGAACUAUCCCUGUUCUUAUUAGUCUAUUGAGAUUGAGUGGAUUCAAGUCCUAAACUGCGAUAACUGAUGUAUGGUUUUAAGCCGUGUUUUUUGUGGUAAUUUGUUAUAUUAUCUGUAGGUGAUAUGCUUCCCUCAAUAGUUCCUUUUAGACUCCUUACUGAAGUGUGUCCUUUUACCGAGCAAGUUAAGUAAACCAACCCUUUCUACUCCAUACCUAUAAAAUUUAUUUUAUAGGAAAAAUAGAUUUCUUUUGGCUCUGUUGACCUCUGUGCAUUCACCAUUUUAACAGCCCUGAAUUCUAAUAAUAGUUUAGAGAUUUAAAUACUAUGAAUGUUCAAGGGCGUGCUGGUGUACACCUUUAAUGCCAGAACUGAGGAGGCAGAAGCAGAUGGAUCUCUUAAGUUUGAGGCCAGCCUAGUCUACAGAGUGAAUUCCAGUACAGCUAGGGGCUAUGUAGUGAGACCCUGACAAUAAGAAAUAAUAAUAAAAUAAGUUCUGUGAGUGAGUAGCCAUUUGUGAAAAUAAAUCUCAGAAGCAAUGGAAUAACUUUUCUGUAACUUUAAUCCCAUCCCCUUCUACUUGGUUGGCCAAGAAGGCAUAUUUCAGCACCAUAAAGCAUGCCCACAGCACAAGAAUGUGGCAGUGCCAGAGCAGGGUUUCAUGUCUAAAAUGGAGAUUGGAAACAUUUAUAAUUAAGGUCAGUAUCUUAACUAGUUACUAUUAACCCACAUUCUUUUGAUUUUUCAGAUUAUCGGUGCUCAAGUAUGCCUGCCUGCAGAUUGUUCACUAGGCUGGUCCAACUUCAUGUCUUUCUUACUUUAGCAACUGUAUAGAGUACAUGCAGUAAGAGUUGGUACUGUAGCAGAAAGCAGAACCAGCUGUUUACAAUUCAGCAGGGGAGAAAAAAAAUAAAUGCACAGCAUGUAUCAGAUGGUGGUUGAUGCCUGGGAGAAAUAUAAAGAUGAGAAGGGGGAUGGGGGUGUCUAUAUUGGGUGGACGUGAUGACAGUUUUAAAAAGCUUGAUCAUUUCCUUUCUGAAUGAAAGGCAAUUACAUGUGUGACAUUCUAGGGGUGUGAUGUCCUGCAACAAGAGGUUAAGAUUUAGGGAGGAGAAACCUUCCACCAUAUGAAUUACAGGGAAGAGCAAUUAAGUCAUAGAUGGAACUUCUUCAUGAGCAGCAGUGAAAGAAAUGGCUUCAUUGCAGAGGCAGGUGUGGAGAACAAAACUUUGUGAAACGGAAAGUCCAUUUACAGGAAAACAUCUAUGAUUCUGAAAAGAUAAAUUGUUUUAGAAUAUGCAUAAUGAAGUCCUAGCCGAAGAAAAGAACAAGUAUGUAAGUAUAAGCUUGAUAACCAAAGGUAUUCAGCAUUAGUGGUCAUUUCUGAUAAAAUAGACUAGUGUUCAAGUUUUAAAUACUAAGUGAACUAUUCAGUGGUUCUUGAUAGUCUCACCAGGUUGUUCAUUCACUUCUAUUCUGUAAUUUAAGGACUUUUUCAUUAUUCAUAGAAAAGCCCUUUGUAUCUAUUAGUAUCCUCCAUUUCUCUGACCCUGGCAAUCACUAAUCUCUUUUCACUGUGUAUUUGCCAAUUCUUUGCAUUCUACAUCAAUGGAAAAAUAAGACACGUGGCCCUUUGUAACUUCAUUUAGUAUAAUGUUUUCAAGGUUCAUGCUGUAAGUUCAAGGUCCUUUUUGUGGCUGAAAAAUAUUUUGCCAUAUGAUUAAAACUGUAUUUUGCUUAUUGGUUGAUGGAUAUUUCAGCUUCUACUUUUUUGGCUAAUAAUAAUAAUAAUACUAAGAAUAAUGCUGAUGAACACAUGCAAACUCAUGUGCCAAUAAAUUUUCAGUACUCUUGGGUAGAUACUUAGGAAUGGAAUCGCUGGAUCUUUGUUUGCUUUUUGGGGGAACUGAUGUCCAUUUUACAUUUGACUAAUAUAUGACUACUUUGACUUCUUCAUGACCUUACCAACAUUUAUUUAUUUUUUUGUGCUAGUGGUGUGAAGUGUUAUCUUGUGGUCUGGGGAAAAUAAUUUAUAAAGUUGAAAAUCUAUACCUUAUCCCUUACCCCAUGGAUCAGCAUUUUUUCCUGCAAGGGGAAGACAAUAGUUUGAACUGUGCACCAUGUCAUCUCUGCUGCAGGUUCUCAGCCACAGGACUGUAAUGUGGAGGUAGCUAUAGGGAUUGGUAAGCGAGUGUGUGUGAACGUGUCCGACAAAACUUUACAUACGGACUCUGAUUCUUUAAAAUUGUGAAACUUACAGAAAAUUCAAGUUUCAUGUAGCAAAGUAAGCCAGGCCUGGUGGCGCUCACGUGUAAAUUUCAGCACUUAGAAGCAGUAACAGGAUGAUUGCUGCAAGUCCCAGGUCAGCAUGACUACAUAGGGAGACUCAGUCUCAAAAAACCAAAAAGCAAAACUAAAAUAAAGUAUUCUUUGUCCAAAACCAUAAGAUUUGGAGUAGCAUUUACCCAGGGGCUGUAGUUUGAUAGACAAACUUGUUGCAGACAAAACGAAGUGGAAAGGUAGCUUGAAGCUGCUAGUUGAGAAUAUCAAACUUUUUUUUUUUUUGGUUAUCUUGGUAUAGGCAAACAUUUUUAAAGUGAAAUGAAUAUCGGAGAAAAGGUUAUAGUAAAUUUAAGAAUUCAUGUGCAUAAGAAAAUCCAUACUAUGUAAACGAAAUGGCAAGCAAUAGAAAAAAAAAACCGUUGUAGCUCAUAGAGCAGACAGAAAUGUUACUUAAAUAUGUUAAGGAUCCAGCAUUGCAAAGAUAAAACUCAUUGAAAAUGUGGUCAAACACUUUGGAUCUGUGCCAUUUUGAAUGAGGAAUCCAAAUAGCCAAUUCAUUCAUGGCACUGCCCAAUUUCGUUACGAAUUUCAUAAUGAAUUUCAUUCGUUAUAGAAAUCCCAGGAUACUGUAUCUGGAUGAAUAUCUUUUUUUUUUUUUUUUUUUGGUUCUUUUUUUCGGAGCUGGGGACCGAACCCAGGGCCUUGCUCUUCCUAGGCAAGCGCUCUACCACUGAGCUAAAUCCCUAACCCCCUGGAUGAAUAUCUUAAGUGUUGACAGGGAACUUGUUGACAAACAUAUAUUUUGCUUUUGAUUCAGGAGGAAGUCUUUCAUAUGACUAUAUAUUCUCAGAAACAAUUACAGUUCUAGUCACUACCUGGACAAGAAACCGUGGGUAGUCACAGCCAUUUCUAGUUACAAAGAGGCUGGGUGGGAUGGGGUUUUACUGAUGUGUUUAUAAAAUGAUAAAGAGAGGAUAUGUCCUGGGUUUCGAUACCAAUGCUGUGUUUAUAAAAAGAUAAAGAGGGGGGAUUAUGUUCUAUGGAGGUGUGGUGAGGUAUGGGAAAGGGGGCACCUCAGGGGAUCCCUGCUGAGACAUCCCUUCCCAGUGAGGGAUCAGCCACACGACCUAUAGUAUAGAAUAGAAUUUAUUCAGGGCAUGGGGAGGGGAGUUAAGAGGGUAGUAAGGGCAGAAAGUAGAGAGAGGUAGAGUAGAGGCCGGCCAUGGGCACGUGGAGAGAAGUGGGGAAGGGAAUGGGGAGAGAAGAGACAGAGGGGGAAGAGGGUAAGAGCAAGAGGGGAACAAGAGAGAGCAAGAGCGUGAGGAGGGAGGAAGCAGCCCCUUUUACAGUGUCAGGCAUACUUGGCUGUUGCCAGGUAACUGUGGGGCGGAGCGUACCUGGCUGUUGCCAGGUAACCGUGGGGGUGGAGCUUACGCUAGGUAAUUGUGGGGGUGGAACUUCGAAUGCUAACUCUAUCUCAGGCGGGACUGGAACUCACAGUUUGCCAGGCUGGCAGAGAACUCAAGAAUUCUUCCUGGGUCUCCCAAGUAGGGUGUUUGAGAGUGCAGAUGUUUCAAAUGUGAGCCAUUAAGCCUGACACAGCCAUUUCCUCUAACAAUUCUGGAAACAGUACUAACCUCCUUUUAUGCACCAUGGAAAAUUAUACCAGUACAUAAAAGUGAAGCUGGCGACCAUCAAGAGGAAACAGCCAUAAACAGAUCGCCUUCUGCAGUGCUUUCGGGUACUGUGGGCAUUGGUAAUUCAGCGUUUGAGGGGCAGACCAGGAGGAGACAUUGUUUCAAAGUGCCAAGUACUGCAGAUGAGUGUCAGGAACUAGAAGUCACUUCCUGAUAGGCAGCUAGGGAGAGGGGCGGUGGCUAGGGAAUACAAAUAGUAAAGUUAUAAUAUGACUAGCUUUUCCCUCACCUUCCUUACCUGAGACAAAAGUCUGGCAGCUUAAACAAAGGCCUUGCGGGCUUUUUCCUCUGCCAGUAGGAUCCCCGCUGAUGGACUGGCUCAGCAAGUUCAAGAGAUGUGGGUCAGUCAGCUGACCUGUUUUUCUUCAAACCGAACUCUCCACAAUUGGGGGAAAACCCCUCAAAAGAUGAAUCAAAAGAUGAAAAAACUGCCUUGGAGGAGAAGCUGGGUUGCUUUGCAGAGUUUUUUGUUUUUUGUUUUUUUUUGUUUUUGUUUUUGUUUUUUUUUAAUGUGUUCUUCCUCACUUCCUAAUAAAAGCCAUUCUUGAUGGACUGAUUCUGUCUGCUCUUGUGGUUCACUUUCCUUGCUGCUGUCACCUUAGAGAUUUUUCCUGUUUUUCAGUUAUUUAAUUGCUGAGGAAGGGAUCCGUGGCUGGAAAAAGGCAAUCCUUAGGGAUAACAAAUGGAAAGGAGCUGGACUCCCUGGUCUCCCUGGGUCAUAUCCCGCGGAGGGUGGGUGGGGAGACGACACGGGUAGGUAGGUACUAUUGCAAAAGGAUGACCUCACAUAGGUGGUUCGCGCAGUCUGGGACAGGUGGGUGGAGUUUUUCGUUUCAUUAAACUUCAGCAGUCUGCGGGGACUAAAAGCCUCAGAGCUCAAGACCGCAAAAAAGGAAGCUCUUUUGGGGCUUGGAUCUGGUUCUCCAGGAUAUCCACACUCAGCUUUUAGAGAUGUCAGGCGUCUUAAGAACACCUCAUCUCGGUGCUUAGGGCGAACACACGCAGACCUUUAGCGUCCCACGUGGGGGUUGUGCCCUUGGAGGUGAGUGGGUGUCUCCCUGGUUCUUGGGUUGGGUCUUCGUCCUUUGUAGUCCACCCGCCCCUCCUCGCGACUUCCGCAGAGGCGGAACAGAGUCCUGGACCUGCGUGUCUGCGCAUCUUGGGAUCUGAAGCUGAGGCUGGGCUGGUGGCUUUUUGUCCCGCGUAAUGUCACGAGUGUUCUCACCCCGCAGGACGCGGAUGGGUCGGACUCCAUGAGGUUCGCACUCCUCCGCCAGCGUGGACCUCGCUGCUUUCCCUCCAAGUCCACAUGCAGACGCAGCUCUUCUUCCACUCCAUCUCAGGGUUAGGGACUGGAAUGCCUGCUGUUUUCUGUACCCACUCCCAAGCUUUCUCCUCUGUGUCUUUCUGCCCACCAGUCCUUCUUCUGCCUUUCCUCUACCCUAUUCCUCAACAUAGAGACAGCGUCCCCUCCCUGCACAUGUGUUCGUUUGGUUUCUCUUCCUAGGGGCUGUGAAGUCUCUCAGCCGGUCUUCCUUCUUUCCCUGCUGGAUAUUAUACAGGGAGGAGCCUCUGAGAGAGGGACAGCCCAGCCCCUGGACUGGAAAGUUCAAGGUUGGUGGCAGGGUAUGCCAGGUAGGGACUAAGAUGCUUGGAGAACCUGGAGGCCAGGUCUGCUUUGAUAGGUAAAAUAUGCACCUUAGUCUCUGGUCCAGGGUCUAAACAGUCACCUUAUGGAGAUGUUGAGUUGUCUUGUUCCUUUGCUUCUUUCCCUGUUGUGAACAUGCAAGUUUUCAGGUUCUGUUUGCUCUGAAAUGGGCUUGUUGUAUAGCACAGACUAGCCUGCAACUGUCUGUGUAGCUUAGGCUGGCCUUGAGCUCAUAGUUCUCCUUCCUCAGCCUUCUGAGUACUGGGACUAUAAUUUACACCAUUAGGACACACACGUUUUUAAUUUUUUUCUUUCCCAUUCGUAGCGGUACUUUACGAAACACUUGGCCAUUGUCCUUGUGAAACAGGAUUUUAUUGCCUGAUGACUUUCCAACUUGUUUGAACCCUUGCCCAUCUAAAUUUACUACAUGUAAUAUGUAACAGUUAUGUAUUAUGUUGUUGUGUGUAUGCUUAAGUAUGUAUUUGUGUGUAUGACAUACAUAUUUUAUUUGUGGGUUUAUAUGGAAUUUUGUGUAUACAUGAAUCACAUACAUAUUUAUAUGUAUGUUCAUACGUGUAUAUGUUUGAGUAUGCAAUCUUUUUGCAUCUGCAUGUUUUAUAUAUAUUUAUGUAUUUGAAGCGAGCACAAUUACAUAGCGAGCUGUAUAGAUGUGUAACUUGAGUUAAUGUGUGAUGAAAUUGUAUUUACUAGAGAUGAACUCCUUUGAUGGUACUUUUGAAUUUCAUUUUGUGCCAUUGCAAAAUAAAGGUUGUUCAUCCAUCACAUAACCUUCAUUUAAUUUUAUUUCAUCAUAGUACUUUUGAAUCAUCUGAAUCAGUUUCUAAAGACAAUUCUCCAUUUUUUUAAUGCUAAGCAAAAGAUGUUAGUGAUGUAGCAACUUAUACUAUGAUGUUAAUCAUGCUCAUCUAAGUUGAAUAAGCAGCUUGACUCCAAAUUGUUAAUAACCCUCUAUGCAGGGGAUCAGAAUUUAAUGAACUUACGACUUGAUACUGACAUUAUGGAUGAUUUUUGUUAACAUUUCAUAUAUUUUCCACAUUUCCUGCAAUGAGUACAUAUUACAUCAUUUUACAGUGAGGUGGUGUUUUGUUUUUAUUAUUGUAUUUUUGCAGUAUUGGGGGUUGAACACUGGGCCUCACCUUUGUUAAGCAAGUGCUUUUACCAUUGAUAUACUGUGAGAUCCAAAGAACAACAAUGUAUCUGGCAAGUUAGUGGGAGGUCAAGACAGGAAAGAUAUACCUAGCAGGCUAAGAAUUCAGAGGUAUUAACAGUUAAGACAUUUAAACAGAAUUUCAUGUUUGUCCUAUGUCACUUCCUGACAAAUAAAGGUUUCUAAUUGUAAUUAAGAAGUUUCUGUUUGUCCUGUGUUACAUCCUUGCAAAAUAAGGUUUCUAUUUAUAAUUAAGAAGUUUCUGUUAAUCUAUAUCCUAGUUAAGGAAUAAAACUCCCUGUUUGCUCUGUGUUACAUUCUUGCUAAAAUAAGGUUUCUUUUGUAAUUCCGAGUAAGAUCCUGCUUCCUAGGUCUGAUGUAAACUGCUUAUAACCCCAUUCACUUGAUCUAUAUCCUUGCCUUUGCCCCUUCCAUUUUCCUUGUAUUCUUUAACAAUGUGUAACAGCCAACCCUCUCAUUGCUGAAAACACCUUAUCUCUCCUAUAAGAGGGACUUCAAGAGGCCAGCAAGGGCUGCUCUCCCAAAUCCCAACUUAGGGUGAGAUAGCUUGUUGAUUAGUCUGGGGUGCUGACCAGUCUGGAGUGCACCCCUAAAUAUAACUUCCUUUAAUUGGUGAGUUUUACACUUGGUCUUUUCUCCUUGAGAAUCUCAGGUUUAACAAUAGCCCUUAAUGACUGUAAUAAGUUUUAAAAGUAAAGUAUUGAGUAAAUGCUCUUUUUUUUAAGUUUGCUUGGAACUUCUGGAAGCUUAUUUGGCUUAUGUAGUAAAGAGAUCAAAUAGCCUUGACCAUGGAUCACUUGUCAGCCUGCAGGUAGCAGCUGGAAGCCCAACAUAUUCCAUAUUUGGCCAGCAUAGCCUGAGGUUUGAACACUCGGCUGUACCCUAGUCUCACUUCUAAGAGGCUGAAAUUCUUGGUGUUCCUGCUCUCUGCUGCUUCAAAACAUGUCUGUAAGAUUUUUCAAGUUAAUAGUUUUUCCAGGUUAGGUAAACUGGUGGAUUUCUUAAGGCUCCAGUUGGAGUUAUCUUUCUUCCAUGAGCUCAUUUGUAACCAUCUACUAGAUACCUUCUGAGAAGGCUCCCAGAAGCACUUACAUCUUUCCCAUCUACUUUGUAUUUAGGCAAAUUUCUGAAAUGUAACAAAAUUGAAAAAGAAUAGUGAACAUCCAUUGUCCAUUGUGUAAAUUUAGCAGUUAAUACAUUGUAAUAUGUAACAGUUAUAUAUUAUGUGUUGAUAAUAUAUGUUAUGUGCAUGUUUUAUACCUGUAUUUGUGAGUUUGGCCUGUAUAUGUAAUGGGUUUAUAUGUAUUUUUUGUGUGUAUUAUAUACAUAUUUAUAAGACUAUGUAUGUUCAUAUAUAUAUGAAAAUGACUGCAGUUACAUCUAUGUUUAGUCAUAUAUAUAACUAAUUUAUUUGUGUAUACCAUUUGGAAAUAAGCUUUUAAGUAGGAUGCUUUAUCUCUAAAUAUUUCUUUACUUGUACUUUAAGGGAAAGAACAUUGUUCUGCACAACUCCUCACACUAUUUAUACACCUGAGCAAAUGAGCAGUAAUUUCUAACUAUUGUUUGGUAUCCAUCUCUGUUUUGGUUUUGCGGGUUUCCAAAUAACCAAACAUAGGAUAUUUAUUUUUCUAUAGUCAGGAGGUUUUUACACAUCAUUGUGUUUCCACAGUUUUGGAAUAAUUAUAGAUUCACAAGAAAAAUUUUUUGAGACAGCCGUCUCUCUAUGUAGCUUACAAUGCCCUCCACUUUCUAGUUGCUGGGUUUUUAAACUAGUAAAAAUGGAGGGUCCUUAAUGUGUAGAACAGGUUUUUGUCUCUUAAAUUUUAAUUUUCAUAGGAUAUAUGCUUAACAGUGUACCAUGCCCAGCUUUUUCUAGAACCUUUAUAAUACUGUGACCCAUUUUGAGUAGAUCCUUACAAGGGGUCAACUUCAUUCCUUUGCUUUUGAAUAUUCGGCUUUUUCUCACAUCAUCUGAAAAGGGCAGUUCUUUCCCAUGGACUGGUCUUGUUGAGUCAUUUAACAUACAUGCAGAGAUUAUAUACAAGCUCUGUAUUCUGGUCUAUUGAUCUAAGGUCUGUCUUUCUUGAAGCUUUGCAGUCAACAAAUCUAAAACCUCCAAUUUAUUUUUUCAAGAUUGUUUUGGUGAUUCAGAAUUCCCUGAGAUGCCAUUUGAAUUUUAAGGUAAGUGUUUCUAUUUUCUUAAGGAAUAUUUCUGGGAUUUUGGUAGAGGUUACAGUGAACAUGUAGAAUACAUUGGGUAGUACUUACAUCUUAAUGGCAUUAAGAUGACAUAAGAUGGUAGGACAUAUAGAUGUCCUAGGGGUUAAGAGCACUGGCUGCUCUUCCAGAGGUCCUGAAUUCAGUUCCCAGCAACCACAUGGUGGCUCACAACCAUCUGUAAUGGAAUUCAAUGCCCAUUUCUGGUGUGUCUGAAGAUAGCUUAUAUAUAUAUUUAAAAAGCUAUUUAAAAAACCUUAUUUCCAAAUGAUAUAUACAGAUGAAUUAAUAAUAUAUAAAUAAACAUAUCCAAAACAUGUUAAUAUAUACACAAGUGAAUACACACACACACACACACACAGUCUUACAGUUCUUGAACAUGAAGUGGCUUCCCAUGUAUUUGUAUCUUUCUUAAUUCUUUUCAGAAACAUCAUUUACUUUUCUAUAUAUAAAUUCCAUGCACUAGCAUCAGUGUUUUCUACUCAUCUGCUACUGACUCAGGGCCUUAGUACCCCAUUCUACUUGAGCAUCACAGAAGAGUAUUUGUCCCUAGCCUAGAGACAAAUUCAGAAUAAUUUCUCUUGAAUGUGUUACUGCUUUUGCAGCAUUGUAAAAUUGAAGAAUUGAAUGUUGAUGUAAGUCUGGGGUUAUCUAAUGUAAUUUCUUUUUUUUCCCAACGAUGCCUUUUAUACUUGCAUAGUCCUUCUGGCUAGAUCUUAAGAGAAGUGGUAAGGGUGGACAUCCUUGUUUCUGGCCUUAAAGGAAAAACUUUCUGUCCUUUACCAUUGACUAUGGCUAUUUUUUAAUAUGGCCUUUAUGUUGAGCUAAUUUCUUCCAUUCCUUGACUAUGAUUAGUGUUUUUAUAUACUGAAUUAAAAUUUUCAUUGAUGUGUUUAUAUCAUGAAAGGGCAUAACACUAAAACAGCGUCUCCUCCCUGCCUUUAAGCUGGGUCUGUCCACUCUAGCAAGAAAAAACUACUGUUACACAGUCCAGUAACUCUGUAAAUAUUUUUCUUGUACCAGAAUUGUUAUUAUGCAGCCUUGGUUUGGGCUGGAUUCACCAUUUUGCACUGUGGAAUAGCUUUACAGUGCAUCACUGCAGCCAGGAGAACACACACAUAUAUUUAAAAGUAUAUCGGAUAGUUGGCUACAAGUAAGCAGGGUAUUUGUCGCAACUCACUCAUAGUAUAUUCCCCAAAUUACUGAAGAAAGUUGCUGCCUCCCGCAGCCCAGUUGUUCUUUUGGUUCCUCACUAACAAAAGUGCCUCAUGACAAAAGUACAUUUGAUUUUUAGGGUGCCAUAUUGUUAAAAUUAGAUAACGUACAUUGAAUAAAUGAAUGCAUUUUAUCCGUAACAGAUUCCCUUACAUUUACCAGUUAACACAGGUGGAUACAGAACUCCCAUUCCUUAGUCAUUCCAGGCGGAUCUGAGUUUUAUAUUCGAACUUUUAAUACAGUUUUUGAGUUUUGUGUGACUUGAAUUUUUAAUCUUUCUGUAAAAUACGUAAUAACUUAAAUGAACAUAUUCUAUGUGUAUCUUUUCUUCAGAUACCAGAUUUGAUAUAAAUGUUGUAACAUAGGUGUGUAGAUAGUGGAUCCUGGAUGGAACUGGCUUCUUACUGAGAAGAAUAUAAUUCUGCAUGAGGACUUUAUCCAAACCUGUGUCAUGCCUCUGUGCAUACCCAAUUAAACACUGGAAAUAAAAUUGUUUUGGUGAACUUUGAAAAAAAAAAAAGAAA